Molecule: messenger RNA, 816 nt
Organism: Echinococcus granulosus
Lineage: Eukaryota; Metazoa; Platyhelminthes; Cestoda; Cyclophyllidea; Taeniidae
Exons: 6
Coding region: 1-816 (271 amino acids)
Source: RefSeq, a predicted model, not a curated record
AUGUUGGUUUCAGGCCAAGUGAAGGAGCCCCAUCAAGAUACCCUCAUACGCGCGGGUAACCACUACAGCUGCAUGUCAGGCUGGAAUGUCACACUCUAUGGGGAGAAAUACAAUGCAACCUUGCGUUUAGGUAGCGUGAAGUUUCAAGCCUUUCCGGAUAUAGGCGCAGCUAAUUUUAGUGGCUAUGCUGUAACAUGCUACGCCGACCACGAUCACAACCCGUUCGGUUUCCAAGGCGUGCUUGUUUUUGUCUGCGUGGGAGUGGUCCUCACCGAGAGUUGUAUCGGUGAAGUUUGGGCAAUAAAUGCAGUAGACUGGGAGACGCGAGGAGAGCCAAUCGCGUGUCAGCCUGCGUCCACGCCUGGGUCACAUGCUCAGGUGGGGGAUCGUGAGGCCGCGAGGGCGCACGAUUCGGUGUGGAUGCAGGGGAAUGGAGAGCAUCAUAAUGCAUGCCAGAAACGAAUUACAAACCCACGAGCUACAUCCCAGUGCAUCAGGUCUCCUUCUGAGCCAGGAGAGAAUUUAAUCGCCGAGACGCCUGACUUUGAGGUGAAUCUGGCACGUUUUAAUGGCAUGCAAUAUUGUCCCGGAGUGCAAACUUCACCAUCUCACCAAAAUACCCAAUGUCAGUACUGCGGAGUGUUUCGACUACAAUAUGUUGGGGAGCCCCGUGUCUUCGUGGCAGGUCGUCCCUGUUGGAAUAAUGCCUCGGCUAACAUCUGUCCUUCCUGCGAGAUGACUCCCCGGGUCAGUGCUGAGCCAUUUCUCAAAGUUAGUAUCUGGAGUUAUCCAGACAUUCACGACGGCCGGGAAUAG